Molecule: messenger RNA, 6503 nt
Organism: Taeniopygia guttata (zebra finch)
Lineage: Eukaryota; Metazoa; Chordata; Aves; Passeriformes; Estrildidae
Product: fibrinogen-like protein 1-like protein
Biological process (GO): blood coagulation
Source: RefSeq, a predicted model, not a curated record
GGGUUUGUGUUCCCAGCCCCUCUCCAGCCUCGUUGCCUCCUCUGGACGUGCUCGAGCAUCUCAACGUCCUUCCCAAACUGAGGGGCCAGAGCUGGACCCAGCACUCGAGGUGGGACCUCAGCAGUGCCAAGAGCUGGGACUGCCCUGGGGCUGUGGGCAGUGAGACCCUGGGGUCUGGGUGGGAGCCAGCCCCAGGCAGGGCUGUGUGCAAGCAGCAUGACAAAGAAAGGCAGCACAGACCUCCAGGAUUUAAGGUGGCUCUGGGAUAAAUUAUUCCCUUUCUGUGGUUAUGUUGGUUAUGUGGCUGCUCCAAGAUUUCCAUAUGUGGACAGCUGUGGUCUGGUCUGCUCUGGUUCAGAGCACUAGGAAAAACCAGCACACUUUUUGCAGUAUUCAACCUAAGUAAAAUAACAGAAAGUUUGUCAUGAUUCCUAAAGAGUGUGACACUGUGGAGCUGCCUGCCCGUGGGGAAUUCUACUCCUGAUAAGACACAUACAGCUCACCUAGCAGAUAACUGAUGUGAAUCCCUCACUGUUCAAAACUAAGCAAAGUCAACAUCUACUGCAUUUCCCAGGGGUACAUGGGUUUGGCACCAUUCUCUGGGAUGCCUGAGAAGGAAAAUGAUCAUGGAUGCCAGCCUGGAACCACUGUGUGGAAUUGCAGCCACCCUAGAGACAAACACCCAUUCUGGGAAUGCUCAGAGAUGUCCCAGUCUAUGGUGCUGCUGCAGUUUUGCAGCAGGUCUUUUAAACACACUUCAGUCCAACUGAUUGACUUCUCAGUUCCUACAUGACAUUUAGUGUGGUAAUAUACUUGUGUUUAGGGACAUGUUUAAAGACAUUUUUCCUUGAGGUCCCCAGGGAAGAAAUGCUCCCCCCACUGCCAGCCCUUCCCCUGGGACUGGUCAUGAAAAGUCUGCACAGGAAAGAGAUGCAAAGGAGGAUCAGCCUCUGGUGGGUGUUCUGCUGGGGACAGCAAUGUGCUUUUGAGCAUCUGACCUCCAGAUCCGGAUACCUGGUCAAUAUCACAUAUUCAGCAGGAAAAUCUAAAAAAAAAAAAUCCCUUUUCUACUCUAGAUUAUUUAACACUUUCUUUGGAGAACUGAAAAUUGCAAAGAAUGGUAAAUACCAAACUUGUAAAAUGGUCUGUGUGGCACUCCAGGGCUACACUGGCACAACCUGGAAAUAGCAGAGCAUGCAGGCUCCUGCCCCAGUCCCAGCCCAGGGCAGAGCUGGCACAGACAAGGCGAGGGACUCAGCACCAGGAUAUGCAGGGUGUGGGGAGGGAAGUGCUGGAGUACCCUGUGAGCUGCAGUCACACACAGAGGUGCCACCCCAUCCCAUCCCAUCCCAUCCCAUCCCAUCCCAUCCCAUCCCAUCCCAUCCCAUCCCAUCCCGUCCCGUCCCGUCCCGUCCCGUCCCGUCCCGUCCCGUCCCGUCCCGUCCCACCCCACACUCACCCAUGCUGUCUCCGGGACCCUGUGGAGCACGAAGCUGGGUGGUUUUGGCCUGGCUGGAGGGCUGUCCAGCCUGAAAGUUAUAGGCUUGAGCAGGUGAGGGGGUGGAGGCAGGAGACCCAAAGCUCGGCACUUGUCCUCUGGUUGGCAGCAGGAGCAGUGGCUUAGGGCUUAUUUGCUCUCCACCAUCAAGUGAUCAGUCCUCAGACCAUGAAGUCUGUGUGCCACACAGGUGAAGAGCUUUCUCCAGAGGCAAAGCAAAUAAUUUGGUGCCAAUAAACAAAUGCCUUAAAAUAACCACAAUUCAGUGUGCAGCGUUUCCCAGGGAAUGAUGUUCUUGGGGCAUCUCCACAGAGCUCAACUGGCAAGCAAACACCCAGGUGACUUUCACCUCCUGGAUGGAAAUCAAACAUCAGGCGUAAAUCACUUUCUUCAGAGUUGAGCUCAACAGCCCCUGGGAGCCCCACAGACACUUCAGGGAAGAGGUACUCCAGUGUUCCUGGGAAACCGAGCCCUGAACUUCAGAAAGUUCCACUCCAAUGCCUCCUGACACCCCUGCCCUGCCACUGCCACGCUGCCCCUUGUGCAACAUGCACUGUGGACCCCCUGGCACCAUGGUGGCCCUUGCAGCAAUCACAAGGCAGUUUUGGGCAUCAUGAAGUGCCACUGAUGUAAAAUGGUCUCACUUCAGGCCCCUCUCUGCUCUAGGAGCACUUACACCAUGGAGGUCUACAGAAAAUACCAGACCUCCCUCUUCCCCUGGGAUGGAUGCCUGCAGUGUUCUGAGUUAGGAGGGCUCCUGUAGCCCAGCAGCCACCCUGGGCUGGACAGGCAGGGCUUUCUGUCCCACACUGUGUCCUUGCAGAGUGGUCACCUCGCCAUGGACACUCCUGUGCCUGUGCAAGGACAGGCAGUGACCCUCAGCAGGGCUUCUCCAGCAGCUUCCAGCCAGCUUUUAGAGGAGGCUGCAGCCCAUGUGAAGAUCAGGAUGAACAAAGCAGGGGAAAAGUCACAGAGAAGAUUUCUCCAAACACCCAGCUCUAUCCUGGGCCCCAGCUCCUGUUCAGUGUAUUUCAUAGAAACACGGACUCCUGGAAAGGCUUGUGUUGGAUCUUUCUUCAAAGACCACCUUGUUCCAUCUCCCUGCCAUGGGCAGGGACCCUUUCCACCAGAUCGUGUUGCUCCAAGCCCUGCCCAACCUGGCCUUGAUCAGUGUUUGGCUCUGGAACAGCCACAGUUGUGUUUGCUGCUCUAUUCCAGGCUGCAUCUGGAAAAAUGCAGCCAGGAGGGUGAGGGAAGGGAUUAUUCACCCCACAGGUGAGACAGCAGCUGCAGGGCUGUGUGGGGGUUCUCUGUGCAGAGCAGCUCCAGAGGGAUCCAGCUAAGAGCACCAGGACAGCCGGGGCAGGAGGGCACGGCAUAUGUGGAGAUGCUGAGAAAGAUGGGUUUGUCCAGCCUGGAGAAGAGAAGGCUGAGAUGGGAUCUUGAGGUUGCCUAGAGCUACCUUGUGGAAGGGUGAGGAGCAGGUAGAAUGAGGCUCCUCAGAGCCCUGUGUCCUACUCUGGACCCCUCAUUGCAAGACACAGACUGGAGCAAGUCUGGAGGCCACUGGAGGCCACCAGGCUGGUUGGAGCCCUGGAGCUCAGGACUCAUCAGGAGAAUUGGAGACAACUGGGUUUGCUCCACCUGGAGAAGAGCAGGCACAGAAGGGAUCCCAUUGCUGCCAGCAACCAUCUUAUGGGAGGACACCAAGAACAUGGAGCCAGAUUUUUCUAGGAGGUCCAUGACGGGGGGAUGAAAAGCAAUGGAUCUAAGUUGGAACAUGGAAAUUCAUGUUAGAAACAGGGCUUUGCUUUAACAUGAGUUUGAUCAAAUACUGGGACAGGGUCCCAGAGAGAGGCUGUGGGAGGUGUUCAGAGGCUUUUCUUACAAGUGUUCAAGACUUGGCUGGACAAGGAUUUGCUUGAGCAUGACUUGCACCAGAUGGCCUCCAGAAGUCACUCCCAACCUAAAUUGUUCCACCACCCUGUGAUUCCCCAGAGGUGCACAGGGAAUCAUGAGAGCCAACAGACACAAGGAGAAGGAAGGGAAAUUAGAUGUAAAAAAAUCAGCCUGAGUGUGUUCAAAGACAAAAAAAAAAGGAAGAGAAGUUAUGAGACCACCAUUCCCUGACAUUCACAACUGACCCAGAUGUGACCCUAAACAGCCCUUUCAAGUUUCACUGUUUUGGUGCUGAGGCCAAACCAGAGGCACCCAGAGAGCCUCCUGAUCUUAGAUACUCUGUUCUCUGGAGACCCCCCUCCCCAGCCCUGACAUCUUAGUUCUGGGCUCCACAAAGCCAGCCCAGCUGGGAGAAUUUGCCCUUUCAGGGUCCACAGCUGUUGUGGCCCUCGUGGCUGGUGGCCUGUCCUACCCAGGACCUUCCCUUGGGCCCCUGAGGUCAGUUUAAACUCAGCCCUAGAGCUCCAGUCCUCAUCUGAGCCACACUGGGAGCACAGUGGGGGACUCCAGUCCUCUCUGUCCACGUUUUCUGGAUGGAUCUCAGACCUACUCCGUGGAUGGUUUAUUUCCUGUGUGGACUGCUCACAUCUCUGCCACAGCGAAUUUCCAGCCCUGCCCUCUGCCCUGUGUCCCUUCAUCAAGGAUCCUGGAUCCAGCAGUGUUUGCCUCACACGGAGCUCACACUCAGCCCUUUCCACCGUGCUUGGACCUUGGCAGGACAGACAUCCCCUCCUCAGCUCAGCUCAGCUCAGCUCAGCUCAGCUCAGCUCAGCUCAGCUCAGCUCAGCUCAGCUCAGCUCAUCUCCUCCUCCUCUCCUCCUUGGCUCCCAGCCUCUCACCAAGCUAGCAGAGGUGACAUUGAAGGGUUAGAUGGAACCUGACCAUAAAAUCUUGGAUUCAUUAAGGCUGCAAAAGACCUCUGUGAUCAGUAAGUCCAUCUGUCAACCCAGCAUCACUGUGUUCACCAACAAACCACGUCCUCAAGUGUCUCAUCCACAUGUUUUUUGCAUGUUUCCAGGGAUGGUCACUCUACCACUGUCCUGGGCAGCCUGUUCCCUUGACAACCUUUUCCAUUAAGAAAUUUUUCCUAAUAUCUAAUCUAAAACUCCCCUGGUGUAACUUGAGGCUAUUUUCUCUUGUCCUGUUAAUCCAGGAAUCCCUUUCCUGGAUCCAUUAUCUCGGAGAGGUCUGGAUGCCACUUUCCAUCGAGGCCUUCAAGUGGCACUGAUUGAUUCCCACAGCAUGGAAAGUUUGGUGGGAACCUCAGUGUGACCUGGAUUGCUGUGAAGAGCAGGUGUCAAGCUGUGCUAUGAAAAACAAGUCUGAUCAGAAACCAACAGGGAAGAUGAUAGAAGGACCACAUCUUUAUCUUCUUAAAUCUGACUUGAAAAGGUUAUGGAGCUUCCUGGACCCUCUGGCAGGAAGAACAGCCCUCCCAAAGCAUUUGUCCAGAGAGCAUUUUGAUCCAGAAGAUGGAGAAACUCUUUGUCAACAUUUCUGGGGCUGAAGGUAGAUCUGUAGGGACUCACCAGGCUAAAGACAGGGAAGAAGAGUGCAAAGGGACCCACAGAGCCCUGUUUGUUAAUGGAGCCCUGGCUCAGGGGUGCCAGGGGACACUGCAGCUCUGGCUGCAGGACACUGGCUCCAGCCCCAUGACUGAUCCUCAAACCUGUCAGUGGAGAGUUAGUGAGCAGGCACCUCUCUUGAGGACCUGUCCUCAACUUUCCAAGGUCAUGCUUGGGACUGGUCACACAAACCUCUCCUCCUUUCUAGUUUCCCUAUAUCCUUAAGAAGCUGGGUCUCUCCACUUCACUUUGAUCCUGGUUCUCCGGAUUUUGCUCCAAGUGUGCAAUUCACAUGUAGUGUUUAUGUAGGGACAGUCAAUAACUGAAAUUCCUCAGCAUGGAGGGGGUUAUUCUGUACCUCUCUGGCUGGAAGCACAUGUGUCCCUCCCCUCAGCUGUGCCGUCAUGGGAUGUGGAAACUGCCCGAGUCACAAUCUGCAAGUGCCUCCUUGUGCCUCUACAAAGGACGAGUGUGAACACACGUGGGUGUGUGCAGUGCCUAUAAAGCCAGCAUGCACAGCUGGGCAUGGGAGGCUGCACCACUGGGUUCCUGCUCUGCGCAGAGGUGCUGUCAUGAUGGGGCUCCAGGCUGGGACACCCUGGCUGCACCGGGACCUUGUCCUCCUGCCCACCGUGGUGGCAAUGCUUCUCCUCUGUGCCAGCGCUGGCCCAGCCGUGCCCACUGCCAGCCCCCGGAGUGCCUCAGGCUUCCCCCCGGACUGCAGCCGCCUCCGCAAGGGCAGCCCCAGCGGCGUGUACGUCAUCCAGCCCGCCCGGUCCCCCCCGCGCGUGGUCUGGUGCGACAUGGACACCGAGGGCAAGGGCUGGACGGUGGUGCAGAGAAACUCGCACGACACCGAGCUCACCUGGAAGCAAUCCUGGACCACCUACAAGUACGGCUUCGGGAACGUGCACAGCGAUUACUGGCUGGGCACCGAGUACCUGCACCUGCUGACGCAGCAGGGCACCUACAAGGUGCGCUUCGUGGUGCGGGACAAGGCCAACGUCACCCACUACGCCGAGUACGACAUCUUCAGGGUGGAGAGCGAGGCCAGCGGCUACCCGCUGCGGCUGGGCCGGCAUUCUGGGGAUGGGGAUGACUACCUGACCCUCUACCACCCCAAGAAGGGCGGCAUUCACGACAACAUGAAGUUCAGCACAGUCGACAAGGACCAGGACCAGUACAGCGGGAACUGCGCCAAGAGCUACGGGGGGUGGUGGUACAACAGGUGCCAGAACGUCCUGCUCAAUGCCAAAAACUACAUUGUUUGGCCAGGAUUCUGUGAUAACGGUGACUGCGCAUCCUCCCUCAUCCUGGUCAAACCCACAGAUGUGUGUUGACCACGCCCAGCCCCCCGGGAGUGUGGGGGUGCCACCAUCCCCAGCUCAGUGCCCCGUUCCCAUGCCAGUCCCAGCGCACAUCCUGCUCUGCCCACCAGCUCCUGUUCCCUCACCAGCACAAACACAGCAGCUCUGGGGCUC